CCUAACUUGACUUGGAUCUCUACUAUCCGUAUUACAUACUCACUCAAUCGCCUCUCGGAGAUAUGACCGUCCGCCAAGCUUAGCCAAGCGCUAAGGAAAUUCACUACACUUGCUCCCAAUCGACUAACAUUCUCCAACGUCCCUGUUACACCACCUGAGAAAAGUCAUCUCGACCUGCCCUGACUAACUGAGAGCCCAGCCCCAACAGGCAUCUCAACUCUGGAGCCUGGACCCCUUGACCAAGCCGUCAGGUCGCUUCUGCCGCUGUCUCAUGUUUUCGUUUCUCGGUCUCAGAAGUCCCAGGCAGUCAGUACUGUCACUGUGCUCCACGAUGUUCUGUCUUGGUGUUUCUCAUCAAGUUUGAUCGCUGCCCCUUUGCCUCUCAAGCGAGAGAUGGAUCUUGGGUACUGUUGCUCGCUCCAGCCGUUAUCCAUGGAGUUGUGACCCUGAACCGGGCCCCUUCAACCGCCCAGAUGCCAUCCGGUCUGAUGUGCAAGCCCGAGACGUUGAAUUGUCUGGGAUUGUCAUAAUGAAAGCCAGCCUCUUUUCUCGGCAACUUCGUUUCCGAUCAUCAUCUCCAGUUUUCCCUGAUGCUUUAAACCCUCGUCCCUUCGUCCCAAAAUCGUACCAUUUUCUCUUCUCCUCAGCUCUGGUAGUGUCUCUUUCUUUCAUUCGUUCCUUUGAGACCAAGUUGACUUUACUGUGACCAUUCUUUUUUUCUUUAUUUCGAAUUGGUCUGGCACCGUUCGAAAACUUUUACACAACAUUGUAUUUGCCCUCGGCUUCAUUUUCUUUUUCACUUUCUCUCGGCAAGAUCAACAUAAAGUCACCACAAUGCAGGUCAAAGGCGUAAUCAUUGCUCUUCUGGGCAUCUCUGCCAUUACUGAAGCUGCUGUUGUCCAAAAACGACACCCCCUGGCCCGCGCUCUCCAACGACGACAAUUCGGCGGCGGUCGGUUUGGAGGUGGUGGCCGUGGAGGAGGAGGCGGUGGCGGCAACAACGGUGGUCAGGGCGGCAACAAUGGUGGUCAGAACAACGGCCAAGCCAAUAACGGCGGUAACAACGGCGGCAAUAAUAAUGGAGGUAACAACGGAGGAGGCGGCGGCGGCAACACUCUGGACGCCAACGCCGUGCAAACUGGCUCGCAGCAAGAUGGCAACAACCCUGGAUCGGAUGAGCAAGCUGCCUCUGCAACGGAUAACAACAACUUCAUCAACUUCUGUGCUGGCCAGACACUCACCAAUGGAGAGCAAAACCGGGACGGCUCAUGUAACGGUAUUCCUAUGGGAAAGAUUCCCGGAGCCAACAACAUGGUUUCUUCAGUCUUCACAUCACCUCAAAACGGUGACAACAUUGAAGCCAAUCAAGACUUUGAUAUCUCAGUGCAGUUUAUCAACUUUGCAGCUGGCUCGUUCACUAAUGCAACAACCACCUACUAUUCUGCUCCCCAGGACCUCGACGGUGGUGGUAACAUCAUCGGUCAUACCCACGUCACUGUCCAAGACACUGGCGAUAGUCUGAACCCUACUCAGCCUUUGGACCCUCAGCAGUUUGCCUUCUUCAAGGGUAUCAACGACGCUGGUAACGGCCAAGGUCUCCUGACUGCCAAGGUUGACGGCGGCCUACCUGCCGGUAACUACCGUAUCUGCAGUAUGUCUGCCGCAUCCAACCAUCAGCCUGUCCUCAUGCCUGUUGCUCAGAGAGGAGCACAGGAUGACUGCAUCCGUGUCACCGUUGGUGGUGGCAACGGUGGUAACAACGGCGGUAAUAACGGAGGCAACAACGGAGGUCAGGGCGGCAACAACGGAGGCAACAACGGAGGUCAGGGAGGUCAGGGCGGUCAGGGCGGUAACAAUGGAGGUAACAAUGGAGGUCAAGGUGGUGGCCAGAACGGCGGCAACCAAGGUGGCCAAGGUGGUGGUCAAAAUGGAGGUCAGAAUGGUGGAGACCAAGCAGCUGAUGCCGGUGGUGACCAGAACGCUGGCGGCCAAGGUGGUGAUCAGAACGGAGGCCAAGGUGGUGACCAAAACGGAGGAGACCAAGCAGCUGAUGCCGGUGGUGACCAGAAUGCUGGUGGCCAGGGCGGCGAUCAAAACGGAGGUCAGGGAGGUCAAGGUGGUCAGGGCGGCCAAGGCGGUAAUGGAGGUAACCGAGGUGGCUUCGGUGGUGGUGGUUUCGGCCGCGGUGGCUUCGGUGGUUUCCAAGCGGCUUCAGCAGGGGAUGAGUCUGGCAACAAGACGGCCUCAGCAGCAUGAAGACUAUGAAUGGUUAUCAAAGAGGGAUAGACAGAGCCAUUCGACUUGGCCGUGGCCCUGGCGGUUUUCGGUGUGAGUAUCAGUGGUGGUCCCUAAUUCGAGAAUACUAUUUCGCUCGAACAAGGACAGUAAUCAGGGUGGAGUUUGGGUGUCUGCCUAGUUAGAAUGGUUUUGGGUUUACAUACAUCUAUGGACAAUAGAUGAUGGAUGGAUAUGAGCUGGAGGUGAAUGUACGUCAAGAUAUGUUGUUUAUUAGUUGAAUAAGAUUUGGUCACUUA
This is a messenger RNA of Fusarium verticillioides 7600, 2534 nucleotides long. RefSeq lists its product as hypothetical. The record is from RefSeq and is a predicted model, not a curated record. Bases 835 to 2256 code for a protein of 473 amino acids. The transcript is spliced from 3 exons. Lineage: Eukaryota; Fungi; Ascomycota; Sordariomycetes; Hypocreales; Nectriaceae.